GUACAUACAUUCUGACAACUGCCCUGCUGCCCCUCCUGGAAAAAGAGGCUGAUGCCAGAGUGAUAACUGUUUCUUCGGGUGGCAUGCUAGUUCAAAAAUUAAACAUAUCUGACUUGCAGUCGGGAAAUGGGACAUUUGAUGGAACUAUGGUGUAUGCACAAAACAAGAGACAGCAAGUCGUCUUGACAGAACAGUGGGCAAAAUCUCACAGAAACAUCCAUUUCUCUGUUAUGCACCCCGGCUGGGCAGAUACUCCAGCUGUGCGAUCAUCAAUGCCAGAUUUCUAUCAGAAGAUGAAGAAUUCUCUGCGCACAGAGGCCCAGGGAGCCGAUACUGUUGUAUGGUUGGCAGUAUCAUCUGAAGCAAUAAAGUUACCGAGCGGCUUGUUCUUCCAAGACAGGCAGCCAGUCCCUACACACUUACCCCUGGCAAGCACCCACAGUCCACCGGAAGAUGAGGAGAAGCUAAUGGAGGUGCUGGAAGAGUUAUCCCAGAAGUUCAAAUCCACUUCUCCAGGAACUUAG
Messenger RNA from Pelecanus crispus (Dalmatian pelican), 524 nucleotides. The record is from RefSeq and is a predicted model, not a curated record. Lineage: Eukaryota; Metazoa; Chordata; Aves; Pelecaniformes; Pelecanidae.